Wasmannia auropunctata (little fire ant) is the source of this 1703-nucleotide messenger RNA. RefSeq lists its product as uncharacterized. The coding region runs from base 698 to 1141 and encodes 147 amino acids. Lineage: Eukaryota; Metazoa; Arthropoda; Insecta; Hymenoptera; Formicidae. The record is from RefSeq and is a predicted model, not a curated record. The transcript has 3 exons.
GCAUUAGAGGAUGCAUGGCAUCGGCAAAAAGUUAAUAUGUGUAACGCGCUAGAAAUCCGGAGCUUUACGAACGAGAGCUGAGAAGCGCGCUCGUUUAUCGACGUAAAGCUGAUGCAAUUUAGAGUAAUCACAGUGAAGGUAAAAAGAUUUAUGUAUAUAAAUACAUUUUUCUCCCCGACAGAGAGAAGGGUGAGAGAAACGAAAAAGACGGAAAGCGGCGGUGCGAGAAAUCGCGAUAAUCGGGCGAGAAAUUGAAUAAGAGAGAGAAAGAGAGAGAGAGAGAAAGAGAGAAACAGUAUAAGAGAGACAUAUAUCAUGUAUAUAGAGCGAAAAUAAUACGUAUAUCUAUAUCGACUCGCCGAUCGUUCGCGCGAACUAAGAAAAUUACCGAAAAAAACCCACAAACAACACAAGCAAAGACACACACAGUCGCGCGAAAUCCACAACGUCAAUCAAUCAAAUUCUUCUAUUUCAUCAUUUCCGUGCCAUCACCGACCCCCCACGACGUCGACGACGACGACGACGACGACAACGCGACGACGAUCAUGACGCUGCCGUUUGGACCCACGAUUGGCGCUGUUUCAUCAUCUUUCCAUCUUCAUCAACGUCCUUGGAACACGAUGGAUGAAAUCGAUGACAACGACAACGACGACGAUGACGACGACGAUGACGAUGUCGAUGAAAAUCUUCGACGAUCAUGAAAAUAACAAAACGCACGAAUUUUACGGCGACGAAUAACGCGAUCGAUAAUGACGUUAAUGUCGCUGACCGAUCGAUUGAAAAUCGUGUAGAGCCUGUCCUACCAACUUACCUCGAACGAGAGCAAGGACAGAGUGGUGCUUAUAUACGGCGACCGUAUACAGGUGCGGAAAAAGGACCUAAAGAAGCGCGAUUCCCACAUCUGCGACAUGCAGGCCCUACAGCCACUUUCGGCCCCCACCAACACCGCCAACACCGCGCCCGCCAUGACUACUUCCGGUGGGCAGCCACCGCUCCCGGUAUCGGAGACCGUUUGAAUCACGACGAUCACGAGAACCGAUCACGAUCGUCUGUGUGCGAUGCGCUAGCCACGCAACAUUAUCACACCAUCACACCACCUAUAAAACUCACCGCCGUCCUCUUCCACACCUGUGCUCGCUGAACUCGAUGAACGAAACCACGGCCGACCACGGUCGAAGCAACGUAAUGAAAACGAGCCGUUCGCAUCGAUGCCACGCGACAAUGGAGAUUCGUCAUCAGGUUCAACGGCAUUCCGAUCCGCGAUUUCACGAGCGGAUUGAUUCGCCUCCCCGGAGAGGAUGGGACGAAAUCAUUCGUUAUUCGACGGGAUCUGCAGAGAAUCUGAGAGGAUCUACGUCAACGCGCGAUGAGGAUUGAUUGCUAUCGAAGCGCGAGGACCGAAACGCGCGGUGCGCUUCCUCCUCUGCAAUCGUUAGCCCUGUUAGAAUUUGCGCCGAUUCGCAGAUUUCCGUUUGACGGAAAAACGUUUAGUGUUAUACGCGACGUCCUCGUUGCAAUCGUAAUACCUGAUUGCGUGCCGGAUGGAUUUCUGCAGGAAGCGGAAAACGAUUGUAGCUCUCCCUGCGGAAAUUCGUUCGCGGCGUUUAUGACGAUUAACUGAAUUAAUUGAUUAAAUCCCGCCAGCGACGAGUUUGCAAAAUGGGUGAUCCAGGUGCGGCUGAGCGAUUGCGAUUAGGGUCGUG